Molecule: messenger RNA, 2419 nt
Organism: Fukomys damarensis (Damara mole-rat)
Lineage: Eukaryota; Metazoa; Chordata; Mammalia; Rodentia; Bathyergidae
Gene: Rftn2
Product: raftlin family member 2
Exons: 9
Coding region: 25-1425 (466 amino acids)
Source: RefSeq, a predicted model, not a curated record
UGCCGCCUAGCCCCAGUCCUGGCCAUGGGGUGCGGGCUCAGGAAGCUCGGGGACCCUGAGGACAGCAGCCCUGGGAAAAUCUUCUCCACCCUCAAGAGACCGCAAGUGGAAACAAAGACGGACUUGGCUUACGAGUACGUGCUGCUGAACUUCACUCUGCGAGCCCCGUCAAGCCCGGAGAUGAUCAGGAUCAACUCGGUCGUGGACAUAGCAGCCGAAGUGGAGGACUAUUACCUCCAGGGCUACGUGCUGGGGGCCCUGCACCCCAUCCUGCACCCCGCGGGCUCGCGGGGACCCCUGCCGGCGAGUCACCUGUACCGCGCGGUGCUGCUGCGGCCCAAAGCCAGCCCCAAGUGCCUGGCAGCGCCCAGCUCACAGAGGCGCCCGCGGCUGGUCAUCGAGGAGUGUCCCGUCCCGGGGGACGCGCAGGCCAGCGACAUCGCCAGGGAGCUGACGCAGAAGAUCAACGCGGCCGCCCGGAGAGGAAUGAGGUUCGUGGGCUUCACCCCGCAGCUCCACACCUCGCCCCCAUGCUGCAACGGGGCCAGGCGGGACUCGGGUGCGGAGCCGGAGGACAGCUGGCCGGGCAGCGGGCUGGCGUCAGAAGGUGGCACUGGAGAACAGUCCCGUCAGGAGGGCGACGGCAGCCCCGGCCCCUCCACAAGGAAGGGAGAAGAGAGCAGGCUGUAUGCGGUCUUCAAUGCCUUCGAGGACGCCGAGGCCUGCUGGAGCUACCAGGAGGGCGUGAUGUCACUGAAGGUGACGAGGAAGGGCGCUGUCCUCAGCACGCUGGAUGCCGACUGGCUGGAGCUGACCACGUUUUAUUACAAGCAAGGCUUGUCCUUGAUCGACUCCUUCGUGUGCUGGGAUUCCCCGAAGGGGGACCACUUGCCGAAAUCUCUGGAGGGAUUUUUUAUCUACGAGGAGGAAGGCUCUGGGCUUCCGGGUUCUCCCAGGAAAGGGAAGGACGCCAUCGUGGUAGAGCAGUGGACGAUCAUCGAGGGCACUGCCAUCAAGGCGGACUACGGCCCCCUGCUGCACACCCUGGCUGAGUUCGGAUGGCUGCUGACCAACGUGCUGCCCACACCGGUGCUGAGGCGCGACAGGGAGGGGAACCUGGCCACGAAGCAGGUCGUCUUCCUGCAGAGGUCGGCGCUGCCAGGCGUAGCGGCUCGGACCCCGGAGAGGAGCGGCAGCCGGCUCGCGCGGAUAGAGGACCAGAGCGAGGCGAGCAGCAGGAGCCCUGGCCCAGAACGACCGCAGGAGGCCAGGCCCCCCGCCCAGGGCGGCCUCCCGUCCCUGUCCCCAUCCCCCGAGGGCUGGGCCAAGGAGGGGAGCCCGGCCCGGGGCAACAGCGCCCUCCGGCAGCUGGACGACGGGCAGUGUGACCCAGAGGACGGCCUGACGCAGGUCACCUGCAUGUGAGCCCCGCGGCUCUGGCCUCGUCUGCGUGACCUGGGCACAGGCUCCCGGUCCACACCUGUGACUAAACAUCUGUGUGAGCAGGUGCCCGCUAGUGUCUGAGCAAUAGCCUCCUUCAGUUCUCAUGAAUGUAUGAAAUCCGCUUGCCUUCUCCCUGUUAAAGACUGCAGGCCCCAGCCUGAACUUUCCCAGCAGAUUCACCCAGCUAGAGGUGCUCGGGAAGUGAUCUGACUGCAGCGAAAAAGUAAUGUUCUUAAUCACCCCACACACAGCCACGAAAGAAAGUAACUAUUCCCUGAAUAUAACAACCCAGACUUUGUCUUUGAUGAUGGCAUGCCCUUCCUUAUUAAACCUUCUUCCAGCCAAACUCUUUUCUGUAUCUUUGUCUCUAAGGGUGGCCGUUACCAACCCGAUGCUGACACGUGUGCCUCUGGGUUACUCUGAUGCCCCAGAAAACCUCAUAGCAGCACUUGGAAAGCAGGACAGCAGGCGUGUCGCACAUGUGGAUAGAAAAGUUUCAAAAGGGCUGGGGAUGAGCUCUGUGCCAAAGCCCUGGCUUGGAUCCCCAGGACCACAAACAUAACACAAAACCACACAACACAAGAGCACCCACAACCCCUGACAGACACGUAAACACUCUGAUCAACAGGAAGAUUUGAUUUUCUCUCUUUUAAACUGUAAAUACUACAAAGAGGGAAAACAUCUCCACCUCAGUGGAAACAUAAGUCUUCUCUGUCUGGAUGUAAGUCAGGCCUCUCUGUGGACUUGAGUUCCAGUCCCGUGGGAGGAGAGGUGCUGGCAGUGCUGUGGGUGGUGACAACUGCCCCACAGCGCUGUCUCCCGGUUCCAUCUGCAGACGUCGGCCUGGCCUCAGUCUACCGGGAGGCGUCAGCAUCCUUUCCUGUGCGUGCGAGAGGCUGCUCCGCCUGGGGACCCUUCGAGAGAGCAACACCUGCUUUGCAGGGAUGCAUUCUCUCGUGUAUUUUUAUUAGCAUUG